This is a messenger RNA of Chinchilla lanigera (long-tailed chinchilla), 3755 nucleotides long. It is a transcript of the gene Pitpna, whose product is annotated as phosphatidylinositol transfer protein, alpha. The transcript is spliced from 12 exons. Gene Ontology annotation, biological process: phospholipid transport. Gene Ontology annotation, molecular function: phosphatidylinositol binding; phosphatidylinositol transfer activity; phosphatidylcholine intramembrane carrier activity. The coding region runs from base 252 to 1064 and encodes 270 amino acids. Lineage: Eukaryota; Metazoa; Chordata; Mammalia; Rodentia; Chinchillidae. The record is from RefSeq and is a predicted model, not a curated record. Gene Ontology annotation, cellular component: cytoplasm.
GCCGCAGAGACGCCCCGCCCCCGCGCGGCGCUGCGGAACCGGAGCUCCGGGCGGCGUCGGAAGCGGCACGGGAGGCGGCGAGGCCGGGACGAUAGCAGCCGGCGCGGCGACCGCGGCGACCGCAGCAAGAGCCGCGGGGACGGAGCAGACCACGACGAAGGCACACAGGCAGCCGGGCCGGGCCGGGCCAAGGGGAGAGCGGCCGCCGGGCAGCGGGCGGGCAGCGGGCAGCCGCCGAGCCGCGAAGCGACAUGGUGGUGCUCAAGGAGUAUCGAGUCAUCCUGCCUGUGUCUGUAGAUGAGUAUCAGGUAGGGCAGCUGUAUUCUGUGGCUGAGGCCAGUAAAAAUGAAACGGGUGGUGGCGAAGGCGUGGAGGUCCUGGUAAACGAGCCCUAUGAGAAGGAUGGAGAGAAGGGCCAGUACACACACAAGAUCUACCACUUGCAGAGCAAAGUACCCACAUUUGUCCGAAUGCUGGCCCCAGAGGGAGCCCUGAAUAUACAUGAGAAGGCAUGGAAUGCCUACCCUUACUGCAGAACCGUUAUUACAAAUGAGUACAUGAAAGAAGACUUUCUGAUUAAAAUUGAGACCUGGCACAAACCGGAUCUUGGCACCCAGGAGAAUGUGCAUAAGCUGGAGCCUGAGACAUGGAAACACGUGGAAGCCAUAUAUAUAGACAUCGCAGAUCGAAGCCAAGUACUUAGCAAGGAUUACAAAGCAGAGGAAGACCCAGCAAAAUUUAAAUCUGUUAAAACAGGCCGAGGACCUUUGGGCCCAAAUUGGAAGCAAGAACUUGUAAAUCAGAAAGAUUGCCCAUAUAUGUGCGCAUACAAACUGGUUACUGUCAAGUUCAAGUGGUGGGGCCUGCAGAACAAAGUGGAGAACUUUAUACACAAGCAAGAGAGGCGUCUGUUUACAAAUUUCCACAGGCAGCUGUUCUGUUGGCUCGAUAAGUGGGUUGACCUGACUAUGGACGACAUUCGAAGGAUGGAAGAAGAGACGAAGAGACAGCUGGAUGAGAUGAGACAAAAGGACCCAGUGAAAGGAAUGACAGCAGAUGACUAAAGCCACCCCUCCCUUUUCUGCACUUUUUGCAAGACAGUGGUCAACAGGAAGGCCCAGCAGCUCCACCCUCCUGAGUGACAGGCCAUCUUCGGACGCAGCCUUUCUGUGCCCAUUCUUCAGGCAACUUCUGAUCCCUUACUGUAGCUAAUUCUAGAUACCCUUCAAUAUUGUGAACAAAUAGACCGUCCGGUAUUACAGAGCCCGUGUGUGCGGGAGCCUGCUCCUCUGAGCUAUGUGGGGAGUAGGUUGCUGUAUUUACAGCUCCUCCCUCUCUCUCCAUUGUGUUCUGACCCAUUUCUGUGUGGUCUCCUCCCCACUUUAUUUCCAAGUGACAUUUUUGGUCUUUCAAAAUAGCUGCCUUUUGUGAUGUGGUGAUUUAAGUUCCUUUGUUUUCAACCUUGGGAUAAACUAAUAUUUUUGCUUCCUGGGCAGAUCUUUGCAAUUUUGAGUGCUCACUUGGGGAGAGAGGACGAGUUAGAAAUACAGAAUUCCCACCCUCCCAGUUCCACAGAAUAGCAGUGUGGCUUCAUAACUCUGACCUCUGCUCCCAUAAUGUGUUGUUAGAAUGCUCUGAGACCAAGGAGGCCCAGCGAGUCUCUGUUUCAGAAAAUUUAACAAAUAAGAAUUCCUGCCCCAGUCCCUGUAUCUCUGGCCACUAUUCUUAGAAACAGUUGUAGCUUCUUGGCCCUCCUGUUGCCCAUUCUGUGUGAAUCAUUCUGCAGAGCCUACAGGACACCCCAGUCACCUCUCCGCCUGGAGGGACUUGUCCAGUGUGGCCCUUAGAAUUGAGUCUGUCCGGUAGAUACUGAUCCGUCUGACCCCAAGGAGCUUUAUAUGUCCAUGCUCCUCUUCCCUUUUGGGCUGGUGCUGCCACUCAGCAAUAAUCUUUUCUCUGUGCUUUCUUAGAUCCCUAUCCUCUGUCUUUGAGGUUGGUUAGAAUGCAAGAGUCCUGAUCUCUUCAUGCUGCACCCAGUGAGCAUGCAAAAAGCUUUCUUUUCCAGCAGAACAUGUACCCUCUUGUCUCCAAUCAUUGGAAAGGAAUUUGAAGAAAAAGAACUCAGGUCAUGCUGCCCCCAGGCUGAGUUCUGUCCUGGACAAUCAAAAGCGAGCAGUGAUCAUAGUGUAGAAUUCUACCAAAGUAGGCUGGAGAGGUCCAGGUUCCAGGGGAGGAGAGUGUGCUGAGUGUUUCCUAGUUCCUACAGCUUGGCAGAAAAUGAGAAUGCCUUCCUGGUGGGAGACUCUGAGACAGCUACAGUGUCACCUGACCGUUCUGAAACCCUGUGAAGUGUGUCAGCCUGAGUGUACAGUCAUCCAGCCCCAAGCUAGCCUGGGUGCCUCUUUCGAGAGAGACCAAAUCUCCCUUGGGGGAGUGAGAAUUGGGAUGGGAUAAUUUAUCCUUAUGUUUUUAUCAGUUAGUUUGCCUUACCUUACUCAUUUCUAAGUGCAAUAAGGGAGUGUCUCACGGGAUUGCACCUGGGACAUCCUGAUGGGUGGUUUCGUGUGGCCUUCCUGGCACAAGAGCAGGCAGAAUCGGACCUUGCAGCAUGGUUAGCUGUGACCUUCACUGAGGUCCCUUUGGGACCAGAGAUGUCCUCUUACAGGCAUUUUUCCUCUGUACGUCUCCUCGCUUUGCUGGGUCCUUCAUAAUGGACCUGCAUGUUCAGUUGUGAUUUGCAUCUCAACUGCUACUAGUACGUGUGGGACUGGGAAAGUUGGAGAAGAGGCAUUCCGCCUACAGGAGAAAAAUGUAAAUGUUUUCCUACAAGCUCUGUGUUACCUAUUAAUUACAUGUGUGCUUAAAGACUUUCCUUCUUCAUUCUUCAACUAGGUGAAGUCCAGAUUUGAGUUAUCUUGGGAGAAACUGAUACUAUUUGCAGACUUUUGUUAACGUGGGGCGAGGGUCAGCAGAUGCUAGCCUCCUUUCUUCAGCUCUGUGAGAUCCACACAUAUCAUAUUAGCUCUAACGGGGGCUCACUCUUUAUCUGCCUUUUCCCUGACUCCUCCACCUCUAGCCACUUCCCACUCCCACCCCAACUGGAAGCAUCCGUACGAGCUGAGCUACAGUUUCCUGAGAUCAGCCUGCAUCGGGGGCUCCUGCCCACAUGAAAAAGGUGGAUGUCCCUGGUAUUCUGUCCUCACGGGUAGUGUUGCUGCUGGGCAACAGUGUUGGCUUCUUUUAAGUACCCCCUUCCCUCUCCACCCACCCUAAACUGCCUAGCACUCAGAGGGGCUUCCGAGCAAAGGCUCGGCUCCAGAUGGAAAAUACCUAAGGGUGCACUACACCCCUGCAGACCAGCAAAGGCUCGGCUCCGGGAGGAGAGUACCUAAGGGUGCACUACACCCCUGCAGACCAGCUGCUUCCGUUAGACUUGCAGGGUCUCAGUCCUAGCUGAAAGUAGCGGUACCUCUGCAUGAGGGCUGCUGGGCUCUGGCCUCACCAAGAGAGGCUGAGGACAGGGGUCAGUGUUGUGGGCAUGUGUCUAUCUUCCCAAGUUCUCCUUUUUCAGUCCUCACUGGGACUCCCUGACUUAUUUUGGUUGGUUCCUAGUGCUACUUCUUUUACAAACUACACUUUGUAGAACUGAUUAGAUUACCUUGUUUAUUUAAUGUGAGUUUGUGCCUUUUUGUCUCAAUCUUCCAAUACAGGUAUAUUGGGGAAAAAAGCAGUCUAAUAAAAUCCUAGACAAAGCU